Trichomycterus rosablanca is the source of this 1979-nucleotide messenger RNA. It is a transcript of the gene gltpd2b, whose product is annotated as glycolipid transfer protein domain containing 2b. Bases 239 to 1111 code for a protein of 290 amino acids. Gene Ontology annotation, biological process: intermembrane lipid transfer. Gene Ontology annotation, molecular function: lipid transfer activity. The record is from RefSeq and is a predicted model, not a curated record. NCBI's taxonomy places the organism in Eukaryota, Metazoa, Chordata, Actinopteri, Siluriformes, Trichomycteridae. Gene Ontology annotation, cellular component: cytoplasm. The transcript is spliced from 4 exons.
AGGGAGGAGGAUGGUGAAAGUUUGUGGACUCGUUGGAAAGAGACGUGGACGGAGCAGAAACAGAUUAAGAUAGAUAGAGAAGUAUCAGCCAGUCCAUCCUGGACCUCAAGGGUAAACCAGGACCUGUUUUACUCCUGAAGGAACACAGAGGGAACAUAACGAACUAAAUGAAAGUAUGAACGUGUGGCUACGGAUUAAAACUGAAAGCUGAAGGGUGAGAGGAGGAAAACAGGAGGGCAUGAUGGGAGUUAAAGGACGGGCUGCCUUGGCGAUUUUCUUCAUCAUCAUUUUUUUUGGUUCCCUGUGGUUCUACGGUGGUUUGGAUGGUCACAAGGAUUACUGCUUCAAGAUUUACAUUCAGAAAGAUCAGUCUGUAAACUCAUCCAAGAACAACACCUCAAACGAGCUGGUGAAACUGGAGGUGUGUCCGGGUCAGAAAUUCCAGGUGGCUUUUUUGCUGAUGAAUCUUCAGGCUGCUCCCGUGUCGUCCAGCGACGUGAUGCUGAAGCCGUACCUGGCCAGCUGGGACGAGCUCAUCAAAUUCAUGGAGGCGUUGGGACCCAUGGUGGGUCUGAUUUCCCAAGAAAUCGAAUCUAAGACGUCCAUCAUCCGCAAGCUUGCCGAAAAAGAGGACGAGGACAGACGUCAGCAGGUGCUAGACUCAUCAGUAGAGCGGACGUGGGGCGGCGCGUACAGCUCGGUGCGCUCCAUGAUCGCGGUGGAGCUCGACCGAGGUACGGUGGACUUCGACAUGAUGACCGAUUCCGGCUGCAGGACCCUACUGCGCCUCCAUCGCGCGCUCCUCUGGUUGCAGCUCUUCCUGCAGAACCUGGCCGACGAGAACCAGGAGGCGAUGGCGCGGAAGCCGUCUCAGCUCUGCCGGGCGGCGUACCGGGUCACGCUGGCUCAGCACCACUCGUGGUGGGUGAGGAACGCGGCGGAGUUGGCGUUCUCGUCCAUGCCCGAGAGACAGUUCUUCUACAAGCUGAUGUGUGUGAAGACGCAGGCGGAGGCGGUGGUCGUUCUCCGCAGGGUGGUCGGGGCCAUUCAAGAGGUUUACAACCGGACUCAGGCGGCGCUGGAGGAGCAUGAGAUGCUGGCGCUGCCCUGAAGACGUUAAGUUAGGAUGUACUGUAGUUUGGUUAUUUCAUCGUGCCAGGAGUAAUUAUUAAAUACGAAGGAUCUUCAAAAAGUUUCCUCACUUUUAUAUUGUGGUUAUAAGCGGUGAGGGUGGAGGAGUAAUCGGUCGUGUCUGAGAGACUGAGAGACGCUUAUAGUCCGUAUUUAGUGUCAUAUGAUUUGCACCUGUUUGAGCGCUCAACGAAGCUUUAAGGGGAAGAAGAUUUUCAUGUUCGUUCAUUUUCAUUUUCAUGUUCGUUCUCCGCAGGGUGGUCGGGGCCAUUCAAGAGGUUUACAACCGGACUCAGGCGGCGCUGGAGGAGCAUGAGAUGCUGGCGCUGCCCUGAAGACGUUAAGUUAGGAUGUACUGUAGUUUGGUUAUUUCAUCGUGCCAGGAGUAAUUAUUAAAUACGAAGGAUCUUCAAAAAGUUUCCUCACUUUUAUAUUGUGGUUAUAAGCGGUGAGGGUGGAGGAGUAAUCGGUCGUGUCUGAGAGACUGAGAGACGCUUAUAGUCCGUAUUUAGUGUCAUAUGAUUUGCACCUGUUUGAACGCUCAACGAAGCUUUAAGGGGAAGAAGAUUUUCAUGUGAUGAUGAUGUAAAAGCAGUGGUUUUUAAGUUAUUUAAAAUAAUUAAAUUGUUGCUUGGAUCUAAACUUAACUUUGAGAAUCAUAAGGCCAUUUCUCGUAUGUAAUUUUUCUAAAAAUCCUUUUUUAUUUAUUUCCUUCUUUUAUCACCCGAUCUCGCUCUUGUUGCUGCCGCCACCCUUGUCAUUUCUGAGCUUUUUCUAACAUGUUUUCAUUCGCUGCCCCAAAAUAACCCACCACAUCCACAUCAUAUUAAAGUGCUUUUUGACUGGAA